Messenger RNA from Coniophora puteana RWD-64-598 SS2, 1287 nucleotides. Its product is annotated as survival factor 1. Gene Ontology annotation, cellular component: cytoplasm. Gene Ontology annotation, biological process: response to oxidative stress. The transcript is spliced from 4 exons. The coding region runs from base 1 to 1287 and encodes 428 amino acids. The record is from RefSeq and is a predicted model, not a curated record. NCBI's taxonomy places the organism in Eukaryota, Fungi, Basidiomycota, Agaricomycetes, Boletales, Coniophoraceae.
AUGUCCUGGUUUUUCUCCUCAGUACCCGCCGACGCACAGAACUUCUUCCCCGUCUCAUCCGCCUACCCCGAGUCUGAGCUCUUCUCCGAGCUCACACCCCAAGACACCGAGUGGACUUGCGCAGGUGGCUUUGUGACCGAGACGCAGGUGUUCUAUCAGUUCCUUGAGGAUGGCACCUUGAUCAUAUUCCAGGUCAUCCACUCUUCCGUUGGUGUCUGGCCCACGAUCCAGUUCACGGCCAAGAUCUACAACCCGAACACCAAGGAGAGGGUCUGGCGUUCUUCAACCGUCAGGACGUUCACUACUCCUCCCCCCGGUCUCGACAAGCGCUCCUGCAAGGGCGAGACCGCAGACAAGAGCGAGCACUUCUCCAUCACCUUCCGCCCCGCAUAUGGUGACAAGCCUGACACAUACACCAUUAAUGCCAGUUUCGGCUCGGAGGUCCAGCUCUCUCUCGACAUCGUCCGCCCCGCUGGCGUUCCCGCCUUCAAGAUCGGCAGUGACAAGCCUGGUGACCCUCUCGCCCGCGGCGGCUUCUCAUACUUUGGCCAUGACAAGAAAGAGGGUUACGUCGUGCACCGCUUCUGGCCGCGUACGUACUCCACGGGUCAUGUCAUCCGCAACGGCGUCGCCACCGAGGUCAAGGGCCAGGGCAUCUUCAACCACGCCAUCCAGGGCAUGCGGCCCAACCUCGUCGCCUCCCGCUGGAACUUUGCCAACUUCCAGUCGAACGAGCACGGUGGCAUCAGUGCGGUCCAGAUGGAGUUCACCACCUGCUCGACGCACGGCUUCAAGGGCGCCAACUCGGGCGCUGUCAAAGUCAACAUCGGCUCCAUCGUGCUGGGCGACAAGCUCGCGCUUGUGACGGCUGAGACCCAGGUGGAGGGACAGGAGCCCGCCAAGGGCAACGUGAUCUCCCGUGUGCAUCAUCUGUCGCCUGCGCAUGACGUGGACACGGGAUACGGCAUGCCUUCGGCGCUCAAGUACGAGUGGGCGGGAUCGUCGAUACUCGCCGACGCCUCCGGUCAGGUGGAGGCCACCCUAGAAGUUCAGACCGGCGCUCCGGCAGAUCCGUCAGGGUUGGUCGAGAAGCUCGAUGUCCUCGCCGAGUUCCCAUCUGGCGUCAAGAUGCUGGUUAACUACGUUGCCGGCACGAAGCCCUACAUUUACCAGUGGCAGAACAACACCAAGCUCAUCGUCAAGGGGCCGGACUCCAUCAUCCCCGGCCUUUCACAAGGCAUCGAGGCCAACGGCAUCCUCUUCAACGAGGCUACCUUCAUUUCUUAA